UAAUAAAUUGUUUAACUAACUUAUAGAAAGAGACUUUUACGUUUAAAUUCUUGCUCGUUUGAAUAUGGCAUGUGUCCUUUUGAGUUGUCACGUUUCUCAGAGUUUGUUCAUCCUCGUCUAUAUUCGAUCGUACAGAACGGUACAGAAGCUUCUCUCUUCUAAUUUGACAUUUAUCUGCCACUGGUUAAAUUAUGGUGGAAGCUCCUCGGCAUCUGAUAUGGGAUGACGUUCAAAAGGGCAUCAAGGUCAAACAGACAACUUGUCAAGUCAAACGAGUGAUGUGUUAACUGUCAGGGUGAUUGAGUUUUUUUUUUCUAAACGAACGUGUUCCUAUUUUGUUAUUUUCUAUUCUUAUUUGGAAUGUUUAACUGGAAGGCAAGCGUCUGUGCGUCUCUAAAGAUCCUGUCACACGCAUUCCUAAUGCAUCCGCCAUGCUAUCCCUGCAUUUGUUUCCCGAAUAACACAGUAUACAUGAUUCCUUUCUAAUGGUCAAUCACACACAGUCAACAGGACGUAUGCAUUUUUCAGUGGUGUAUUUAGUGCCUUUUUAGUGGAAUAAAACGUAAAUCGUCAUGAAAACAUCGGUGUUGCUUUUUCGCCAUGGUGUGGAUGACGCAGUCUCAAAUGCAAACAUCAAUGCGUCGGCCGCAGUUCAAUAUGACCGACGACGAAUUCAAUUGGUACAAGUCGGUUCCAGUUAUCCUGAAACCAGCGUCGAAACGAGAUUUGCAACAGCGGUUGCUUCAGGUUAACGUCGGUGAAUUCCUGUUAGCGUCUUAUCCGCCAUCUCUACUUCCACCUUGGCCGUUUGUCCAAGAUUAUUCGGCUUUCCGCCGCUGGAUUAAUUACCAAUCGAGUGACAGAUUAAGGGAUGUGUACAGAAGAUACGAGUUAUUAGCUGGCCAUGUCGAGCGUAGGUUAACAUCUCUGGCCAGGAUGGGACUCGUUGCCAUUCCGAAGGUGACGAAAAUUAAUCGCCAAAGAAGUGGAAAUAACCGAAAUCAGGAACAACAGAUGCCAGAACAAAGGAAAAAGGGUAAAGACAAACUGCCACCUCCGUGGUUGUAUGAACUCGUCGGACCUCCUGGACCAGCUGGAAAAGACGGUGUCAAUGGUAUUCAUGGAAUUAACGGUGUCGAUGGGAAGGAUGGUAGAGACGGAAUCCCCGGAGCAAUUGGUCAGCCCGGACCCCAAGGCCUUAUGGGUCCUCCGGGGCAAAAUGGUAUGAACGGCUCACCGGGCCCUCAAGGUCCUCCCGGAAUACCUGGUGCUCAAGGAGUUCAAGGGUCGCAAGGCCCACAAGGGAGCGACGGAAAGGAUGGUUCCGAUGGAACGAACGGGAAGGAUGGGACUCCUAGCGCUGCUGGGCCUUCCGGUACACCAGGACAGAAUGCAAAAGACGGAAGAGAUGGAUCAGCUGGACCACCCGGCGCACCAGGUCAACCAGGAACUGCCGGACAAAAUGGGAAGGAUGGAGUUGACGGGAAAGAUGGUCAAGACGGAGCUCCGGGUCCACCUGGUCCUCCUGGAAAAGACGGCCAAGAUGGAAGGCCCGGAACGUAUGGCCAAGAUGAUCAAGAUGGAUCGGUAGGAGCAGCCGGGCCUAGCGGAGUAGCUGGAUUAUCAGGUGCCACUGGCGUUAGCGGGCCAGUCGGAGUACCAGGAAUUCCCGGAACGCCAGGGACCCCUGGUGUUCAGUGGCCAUCAAGUUCAAUCGGCUAACGGACGAUUUUAUAUACAUUUGCUAAUUUAUACGACAUAGAAUUCAAUUUUGCUUAAAGUAUAAAAUAGCCAAAUACUCUGCUGGCACUAUAAUACAGUCUUAUGUAAUAUCUUGA
This is a messenger RNA of Daphnia pulex (common water flea), 1838 nucleotides long. RefSeq names its product collagen alpha-1(II) chain-like. The transcript is spliced from 10 exons. Lineage: Eukaryota; Metazoa; Arthropoda; Branchiopoda; Diplostraca; Daphniidae. The record is from RefSeq and is a predicted model, not a curated record. The coding region runs from base 601 to 1722 and encodes 373 amino acids.